CCAAAACAAAAACAAAAAGAACAAGUUUCAGCGAAGGCAAAGCAAAGAAGAAAAGAAAUGGCAAAGAACCUCAUCAACAUCGUCAGUUUCACUGUUCUCUUGGUUGUCCUCCUGAUGGCUUCAACUGGAAUCAUUAAGACCGAGGCUCAGGGUGUCCCUUGCACAGCUGGAUGUAGUCCACGUGCGUUCCUCGACGAGUGCCCGGCAGCCCACGGAACCACAGAUGCGAUAUGCUGUAGCUGUUGCAAAUCCACAUACGGUUCUCCUCCAGUCUGCUUUGCGAUUAUUGAGGGCACUGAUAGACACUGCCACUGCUACAAACAGGCUUGAUAUAACCUCAUCAAUAUAAGUACCAAGUGUGACUUUUGUCUCCUUUCGGUGUAAGGACAUGACAUUUGUGUUUGUUUCUGUUCAUGUUUCUUUUGCUUCCAAAUAAAACAUCAAGGGCAAAGCUUACCAUUGCUUGCCCCCUCUCAA
Messenger RNA from Camelina sativa (false flax), 477 nucleotides. The record is from RefSeq and is a predicted model, not a curated record. NCBI's taxonomy places the organism in Eukaryota, Viridiplantae, Streptophyta, Magnoliopsida, Brassicales, Brassicaceae.